Molecule: messenger RNA, 3222 nt
Organism: Exophiala xenobiotica
Lineage: Eukaryota; Fungi; Ascomycota; Eurotiomycetes; Chaetothyriales; Herpotrichiellaceae
Exons: 2
Coding region: 1-3222 (1073 amino acids)
Cellular component (GO): mitochondrion
Molecular function (GO): L-glutamate dehydrogenase (NAD+) activity
Source: RefSeq, a predicted model, not a curated record
AUGGAUGGUCCAGCUACCAACGGCGAAGGAGUGCUUAACCCAGCUAAGCACCGACUUGUCGAGCAGGUCAUCAGAACACCAGGAAGACAACCCUCACCUCAGCCGACACUGCUAGGAGUUCCAGGAGCCUCACCCUCCAGCUCCAACGUAUCCCUGCACCGCACACUUGGUGCAGAUCACAAUGGGCCAGGCUAUGUGGCACCGAAAUUUGAAGGGAAGAAGGCUCAGAUGGAAGAGGUUAUGGACCUCAUCGAAGAGAAAGGCUUCCUACCCACCGAGUUCAUUGCCUCCGAAACAGAAUGGUUCUACAGCGCGUUGGGCAUUGAUGACAUGUACUUCUCCACAGAGUCCGUCGAGGCUGUCGCGAGUAAUAUCCUCUCCUUGUAUGCUGCAAAACUAGCAGCCUACGCUCGAGAUGACAAGAAGCUGGAGAUUCAACUGGCCAAAGAGGCGGCUGACCAUGCGGUCUAUAUUGACACGAGCAAGCCAGGCGUGAGUAUAAUCGAAGGUCCAAGAUACGAGCAGAGAAUCGACGAGAAAUAUAUCGACGGGUCUACACCUGCCCACAGCUUCCGUGUCGAAUCCUUCAGGUCCAACAACGCACUGCCCGAGAAUCCAGAUGAGUCGCUUCGCUGCUACUUUGUCUACCAAAGUCAGUUCAAGAACCCCAACCCAAGGCCGGACGAGACGGACCUGGAAGAGAUUGGCGAGAAGAGGUUCCUACAGAAGGCCACCAAGAACACAAAAGAGAUCUACCAGGAGAUCAUUACAUAUGCAGUUCAACGCACUGGUCCCGUCAUAGAGAUGUUUGAUAUGCAAGGUACAAGGGAGAAGAGACUAGUCAUUGCAUACCGACAAGGCUCCGCACUGGGUGUCUACAGCGCCUUAUCCGAUCUCUACCACUAUUACGGGGUUACAAGCUCCAGAAAGUAUGUCGAGCAAUUCUCCAAUGGCAUCACGGUCAUCUCGCUCUACCUCAAACCUGCGAGCGCCGACGUUACCAAACCUAGACACCCUCCCAUCGAAGCGGCCAUUCACCAGAUUAUCAAAGAAGUGUCUUUGCUGUUUUGCAUUCCUCAAAACAAGCUACAAGGACAGUUUGCUAGUGGCAACUUGAGCCUGCAAGAAAGUAUCUACGCGCACUGCGUCCAUAUAUUUGUGCAGCAAUUCCUCAACCGCCUUGGUUCCGAGUAUACCUCGCUGGUCGCAGCACUAAAAGGCGACAGCAAUACCAAUGCCGAGCUGCUGGCCAAGAUCAAGAAGCGACUUCGAACGGAGACUUUCACUUCAGAGUACAUACUCGAAAUCAUCAACAAAUACCCCGACCUGAUCAGGAAUUUGUACCUUUCAUUUGCAAAUACGCAUUAUGUUCAAACCCGGGGCGAACAGGACGACUUCAUACCAACGCUCAGCUACCUUCGACUGAACGUGGAACAGGUCCUUGACGACAGUAGCUUGUCGGAGUUGAUCUCCAAAACCGUCCACAAUGAGCACGAUGAAAUGGUCAUGCAGUACUUCUUGACCUUCAACCGAGCCGUUGUGAAGACGAAUUUCUACACGCCAACAAAGGUCGCCCUCAGUUUCAGACUCAAGCCAAGCACAGACUUCUUGCCGGAAUACGAAUAUCCUCAGCCAUUGUAUGGUAUGUUCGUGGUUAUUGGUUCAGAAUUCAGAGGCUUCCACCUACGAUUCCGGGAUAUUGCUCGUGGUGGUAUUCGAAUUGUAAAGUCUCGCAACAAGGAACUCUACGCCAUCAAUGCCAGAACUCAAUUCGAUGAGAACUACAACCUCGCAAAUACUCAACAGAGAAAGAACAAAGACAUUCCCGAGGGUGGUUCCAAGGGCGUCAUCCUGCUAGAUUUCAAUCACCAGGACAAGGCUCGUGUGGCAUUUGAGAAGUACAUUGACAGCAUAAUGGAUCUCCUGCUGAAACCCACGAGUCCCGGUAUCAAGGAUCCAAUCGUUGAUCUUCACGGACAGGAGGAGAUCUUGUUUAUGGGUCCGGAUGAAAACACCGCUGAUCUGGUCGACUGGGCGACAGAGCAUGCGCGCGCCAGAGGUGCACCUUGGUGGAAGUCUUUCUUCACGGGCAAAAGUCCUAAGCUGGGAGGUAUUCCUCAUGACGCAUAUGGCAUGACGACGUUGUCUGUCCGACAAUAUGUGCUCGGCAUCUACCGCAAGUUGGGUCUUGAUCCAAGCAAGGUCAGAAAGCUACAGACUGGUGGACCGGACGGCGACUUGGGCUCAAACGAGAUCCUGCUCGGCAAUGAGAAGUACACUGCCAUCGUUGACGGAUCUGGUGUCCUCGUUGACCCUGCUGGCCUUGACCGUGCUGAACUGAUACGUUUAGCCAAGAAGCGGGUCAUGAUCUCGGAUUACGAUGUCUCGAAACUGUCGUCCGAAGGCUACCGAGUUUUGGUCGAAGAGUCAAACAUCACGCUGCCAUCAGGCGAAAAGGUCAACAACGGCAUGACGUUCCGAAACACUUUCCAUCUCCGCGACGGAUCUCACUAUGAUUUGUUUGUCCCCUGUGGCGGUCGUCCAGAGUCCAUUGACCUGUCGUCGGCAAACAAGCUGAUUGUCGACGGCAAAUGCACAAUUCCAUAUAUCGUUGAGGGUGCCAACCUCUUCAUCACUCAGGAUGCCAAGCUCCGGCUCGAAAAGGCCGGCUGCAUCCUGUACAAGGACGCCUCUGCCAACAAAGGAGGUGUUACUUCGUCUUCACUCGAGGUGCUGGCAAGUUUGUCCUUUGACGACCAAGGCUUUAUCGAGAAUAUGUGUGUCGGCGCUGAUGGCACUGUUCCGGAGUUCUACAAAACGUACGUCAAGGAAGUGCAAGAGACGAUUCAAAACAACGCCAGACUCGAGUUCGAAGCAAUCUGGCGAGAAAACGAGAAGACGGGCGUGUCACGGUCUCAACUGUCCGAUCAGUUGUCACUGGCCAUCACCAAGCUAGACGAGGAACUGCAGAAUUUCAAAGAGCUUUGGGAUAACAAGACACUGCGGGUGGCGGUCUUCAAAGAAGCACUUCCUAGGACGUUGCAAGCCAAGGUCGGCCUAGAGAAGAUUUUGGAACGUGUGCCGGAGAAUUAUCUCAAGUCUAUCUUUGGAAGUUAUAUGGCUAGUCGGUUUGUCUACGAGUACGGUGCGACACCGAGUCAGUUCGCUUUCUUUGACUUCAUGAGGAAGAGGAUGGCUGGGGCAAUUGGCAAUGGACAGUAA